AUGUACGCUUGUCUGAGAGCACGGGGUGAUGAGCAGCUGUCCUCUUCAGUGUCUUUGCACAUCACAGUCCUUGACAUCAAUGAUAACGUGCCCACCCUGUCACAAGACUAUCAGCCCUAUGUGUGUGAGGACACACAGGCAGGAGAGCUAAUAGAGUUGAUCAGUGCCACUGAUGCAGAUGAUCCUGUAGAUGGCCAUCAUUUCUAUUUCUCCAUGAUCCCAGACAAACACAUCAACCCCAACUUCACCAUCAGAGACAACCAAGAUAACACAGCUAGCAUUCUGGCACGGCGGAGCACCUUUACCCAACAUGAUCGCACACACUACCAUCUUCCUGUGGUGAUCAGAGACAGCGGUUCCCUCAUUCAGUCCAGUACCACCACUCUUACCAUCAGAGUGUGUGUGUGUCAGCCUACAGGUCACUGCCCAUCGGGUGGCAUGGAAAUCUCUCUGGAUGUCAGCAUGCAGAUUUUACUUGGCCUGUCUGUUUGCCUCAUCAUACUUACAGCAGAGCUCUUAUGUUAAUGAGGGAAUAUUCUCUACACUCCAAACAGGCAAGUAUGACAGAAUCCAGGACAAUCUAAUAAGCUCUCAUAAUCAUUAUACUGAUAAACCAGUGU
This is a messenger RNA of Sinocyclocheilus grahami, 620 nucleotides long. RefSeq names its product cadherin-20-like. Lineage: Eukaryota; Metazoa; Chordata; Actinopteri; Cypriniformes; Cyprinidae. Gene Ontology annotation, biological process: cell morphogenesis; cell-cell junction assembly; cell migration. Gene Ontology annotation, molecular function: calcium ion binding; beta-catenin binding; cadherin binding. The transcript is spliced from 5 exons. Bases 1 to 525 code for a protein of 174 amino acids. The record is from RefSeq and is a predicted model, not a curated record. Gene Ontology annotation, cellular component: catenin complex; plasma membrane; adherens junction.